CUUCUCGCGAUAUUUCCGCAGUGGGUGGUGGAGCCAGAGAUAUGGCAGCCGUCGUGCUGAGGUUCUGCCGUAAAGGACUGUCUCACAUUUUGAGGAAUGGAGCAGUCGCUACUUUCUCGCCAAAGACUUUGGGAGGGGUGAGACAGAAGUCCUCUGUACAGUAUGCAACGAGGCCAGAGCUCCCUAAGCUGGCCUACCGCAGGAUAAAGGGGAAGAGUCCAGGCGUGGUCUUCCUGCCUGGGUAUGGAUCCAACAUGAACGGCCAGAAAGCUGAGGCCCUGGAGGAGUUCUGCAGAUCGCUAGGACACUCAUACCUUAGGUUUGACUACACAGGCCAUGGGUUAUCAGAGGGAGUGUUCACUGAAGGGACCAUCGGCACCUGGAAGAAAGAUGUCCUCUUCGUGUUGGAUGAACUAGCAGAGGGUCCACAGAUCAUGGUGGGAUCCAGUAUGGGAGGCUGGCUCAUGCUGUUGGCAGCUAUCGCCAGGCCGGAGAAGACUGCAGCUCUGGUGGGCAUCUCCACGGCAGCAGACCACAUCGUCACAUCCUUCAAGUCAAUGUCUCUAGAGGUGCGUAAGGAGAUUGAAGUGAAGGGUGUGCUGACGGUGCCCACCAAGCACAGCGAGGAGGGCGCCUACACGUUCACCAUUGGCUUCCUGAAGGAGGCGGAGAACCACUGUGUCCUCCAGAGCCCCAUCCCCAUCACCUGCCCUGUGAGGCUCAUCCAUGGCCUGAAGGACGACGACGUGCCCUGGCACAUCUCCAUGCAGGUGGCCGAGCGCGUCCUCAGCCCCGACGUGGACAUCAUCCUCCGCCGCCACGGCCAGCACCGCAUGUCCGAGAAGGACGACAUCAGGCUCAUGGUCUACACCAUCGACGACCUCAUAGACAAGCUGACCACCCUCGUUUGAGUUGGUGGGGGGGAAAUGCACCCCAUUGGAGAGGCAGGAGCAGCCAUAUAUGAUCCCAGCUAUCCCACUCUCCCCUUACCCUACCUUCCAUUCUGCCCCUGGUCAGUUUGUCCUCAAUAUGCUGUUACAAAGCAAGAGAGAGAGACGAGGAUUAUCAAAAGUACAAACUGAUGGAACGAGGAACUCAUCUGUCAGAAACCUCAGCCAGGUCCCUGAUGCCUGCCUUGGGGAGGGAGUGUGUCUUUUACCAGUUUACGCAGUGUUGUUUUGGUAAACCUUUCUACGGGCCAUGCUGCGCUGCUAAUGCUGCCACUGUUUGUUUGACAGAACGUCCUGGUCCUUUUGCCAUACCCCAAUAGUUCUACUGUGCCUUUUUUACCAUGUCUCCCCGUUGGGCCAAUAAAGCCUCUGCACACCA
This is a messenger RNA of Coregonus clupeaformis (lake whitefish), 1329 nucleotides long. RefSeq names its product palmitoyl-protein thioesterase ABHD10, mitochondrial. Gene Ontology annotation, cellular component: mitochondrion. Bases 42 to 911 code for a protein of 289 amino acids. Gene Ontology annotation, biological process: protein depalmitoylation. Gene Ontology annotation, molecular function: palmitoyl-(protein) hydrolase activity; hydrolase activity, hydrolyzing O-glycosyl compounds. The record is from RefSeq and is a predicted model, not a curated record. NCBI's taxonomy places the organism in Eukaryota, Metazoa, Chordata, Actinopteri, Salmoniformes, Salmonidae. The transcript is spliced from 5 exons.